This is a messenger RNA of Aphidius gifuensis, 872 nucleotides long. Its product is annotated as chymotrypsin-1-like. The transcript has 3 exons. Gene Ontology annotation, molecular function: serine-type endopeptidase activity. Gene Ontology annotation, biological process: proteolysis. The record is from RefSeq and is a predicted model, not a curated record. Bases 1 to 756 code for a protein of 251 amino acids. NCBI's taxonomy places the organism in Eukaryota, Metazoa, Arthropoda, Insecta, Hymenoptera, Braconidae.
AUGAAAAAUUUAAAAUUAAUAUUUUUUUUGAGUAUAUCCAGUGUGUUGGGUAAUCUUGAAAAUAGAAUAAUAAAAGGAAUAAAAGCUAAAGAAGGUGAGCUUCCAAGCUCAGUUGCAAUAUACAUGAACGGAAAUCUAAAAUGUGGUGGUACCAUAAUUGAUGAAAUUCACAUUAUUACAGCAGCUCAUUGUUGUCAACAAUUAUCACCAAAAGAAUUGACUGUCUUAACUGGUGCAAAUGAUUUAUCAUCCUGGUUACCAAAAUCAUAUGGCGUCAGUCAAAUUUAUAUUCAUGAAGACUACAUUAACAGUGGAUCAUUUGAAAAUGACAUUGCAAUAUUAAGUUUGAGUGAAAAUAUUUAUUUCAAUUCAGUAACAAAAGCUAUUAAAUUACCAACUCAAGAAACUCCAGAAAAUACUAAUUUAACUUUAAGUGGCUGGGGAAAAACUAAAGAUUCAAAUGGUAAAAAUGAUCUACCAACAGAUUUGAUGAAAUUGGAAACAAAAAUAAUUAGUAAUUCGUUGUGUAAAAAAUGGCUAUUGCGUGAAAUUAAUGACAGUCAAAUUUGUACAUUUAUAUCAAAUGGACAAGGUGCAUGUACUGGUGAUAGCGGUGGUGGACUGGUUGAUGGUAACACCUUGGUUGGAGUUGCCUCAUGGAUAGCUGGAAAAAAAGGAUGUGCAACUGGUUAUCCUGAUGUUUUUACACGUGUAUAUUCAUUUGUUCCAUGGAUAACGAAAAUACUGAACAAUUAAUUAUCAUACAUAAAUUUACAUGCAAAUUGAAUUUCAUAUUUUUAUAAAUUGAUUACUCAACAUUGGCUUGUUUCUAACAUGACAAUACUGUGUUAACAAAAAGAGUCAUAAAAAAA